Pseudophryne corroboree (corroboree frog) is the source of this 2634-nucleotide messenger RNA. RefSeq names its product UDP-GlcNAc:betaGal beta-1,3-N-acetylglucosaminyltransferase 7 (gene B3GNT7). Gene Ontology annotation, cellular component: Golgi membrane. The transcript has 2 exons. Gene Ontology annotation, molecular function: hexosyltransferase activity; UDP-glycosyltransferase activity. Lineage: Eukaryota; Metazoa; Chordata; Amphibia; Anura; Myobatrachidae. The record is from RefSeq and is a predicted model, not a curated record. The coding region runs from base 224 to 1411 and encodes 395 amino acids.
AGGUGAAACAGCUGAGAGUCCUGAGAGAGAGGGGUUACCUAGGACCUCACCCCGCUACUUGCUAAAUAUAGGAAUGUACACUGCAGCCGGACAGCCCUCUCUCGCUCCUCCUCCCAGCAGUCUCACCCUGCAUCAGCGCUACUUCUCACUCACUGUCUCUCAGGCUGUCACACGCUGAAGGCUCCUCUCCUGCUCGCCUCUUCUCAGUCCCGUCCCCGGCAGGAUGCAGCAAUGGAAGAAGACAAUCUACAAAUGCUUGUGCAUCUCAUUCUUACUUGUGGUCACACUUGCCAUCUUCCAUAGAGGAACUUCCCCCAGUCUUACUCUUAUCCCAAAAAGUAUGGAUUCUGAAGAGCUAUUGAACACUAGGAACAAAGACACCUUUCCUGCGCCAGAAAGCUUUUGGUUAUCUAACAAAGAGGAACAGGUCACCAUAGAUUCUAUUCCUAAUACUAUUGAAUGGGAUGUAAACUCCAUCAAUUGCACUGCCAACAGGAACCUAACCAAGUUGGACUGGUUCAAGAUGCUGGAACCCAACUUUCAGCAAUUCUUGCUUUUCCGGCACUGUCGGUACUUCCCCAUGAUUAUUAACAACCCGCAGAAGUGCAGUGGAGACAUUGAUCUGCUGAUAGUGGUGAAGUCAAUAAUCACUCAACAUGACCGCAGGGAUGCGAUUCGUAAAACCUGGGGAAAAGAAAAAAAGGUGAAUGGUAAGAAAGUAAGAACACUGUUUCUUCUGGGGACAGCUAUGAAGGAAGAGGAACGAGCCAAUUACCAAAAACUGCUGGAUUUUGAAAACCAGAUAUAUGGAGAUAUUCUACAGUGGGAUUUUCUUGAUUCUUUUUUUAACUUAACUCUUAAGGAAGUUCAUUUUCUGAAGUGGAUGACCAUCUAUUGCCAUAGAGUAGCGUACAUUUUUAAAGGGGAUGAUGAUGUUUAUGUGAACCCUGAAAAUGUUUUGGACUUUCUGGAUGGCAACAAGUCACCUGACCUCUUUGUAGGAGAUGUGCUCUUUAAAGCUCGACCCAUUCGUAAGAAAGACAAUAAGUACUAUAUCCCCAUCUCCUUAUAUAACAAAACCUUAUAUCCUCCAUAUGCAGGUGGUGGUGGGUUCAUUAUGGCUGGAUCUUUGAUCAAAGCAUUAUACAAAGCUUCAGAGACCUUAGAUCUCUAUCCUAUCGAUGACGUUUUCUUAGGUAUGUGCCUCGAAGUUAUCAAGGUCACUCCUAUAAUGCACGAAGGGUUUAAAACCUUCGGAAUUGUAAAGAACAAGAAAAGCAAGAUGAACAAAGAUCCAUGCUUCUUUCGAAGUGUGAUUGUUGUGCACAAACUGCUACCUCCUGAACUGCAGCAAAUGUGGGAACUUGUACAUAGUAACUUAACCUGUUCUCGAAAAGUUGAGAUCCUUUAGUACCUGGACCAAAAGACUUGUAAAAGGUCAAGAUAAAAACAUGACAGAUCUAUUAUAUUGUAUUUUAUUUUAUUUUAUUUUAUUAAGGCUGUUUCCCUGGCAGGUUUCGGGAGAAAACAUGUUCUAAAAGAUUUUGUUUUUAAAGUUAUGUAUAUAUUGCUAAUAGAAUUUUGUGACUUUUUGUGAAAGGUUUUAAGGAACCAUAUCCGGGUACGAUAUGUUAAAUUAUGUGACAAUGAAUGAAAGCUUGUUUUCAGCAUUGGGACUUUCAGCUGUGCUGUAUCUGAUGUGGAUGAGGCUCUCAAUGUAUUUAGUUGGACUUUUCUUACAAUUGAGCCUUAUAUGGUACAAACAGAUUGUCAGCCCAAAGGACAUCUUAUUAUAGCUUUCAACUUGAAUAUAAACUCAACACUGGGUAUAUCUGUAACAUGGAGUCAAGCCAUGCAGCUUUCCUGAUCACGGUGAUCUACAAUGGUGCAAUCCAGCUGACGGCCCAGAGGCUGGGGGUAGCCCUCUACAAAAGUGUGCAGAUAUGUUUUAUAACUGUGAGCUCCAGGACUUUCAAAAUCAUGGAAGUAAUUUGUUUUAUACUAUUUAUAUUCAAGCAAGUGGAGCUCUUUUGUUGAUGAUUGAUUGUUUUGAGAUGUUUUUGAAAAUUAAUAUAAUUUAUAAAAGUAAAGAUUAAAUGAAUGAGCACUAACAUGAAGUUUUUAAACAAAGAAAUUUAUUGAAAACAUGUAGCAGUACUUUAUUUUUCAUUAAUGGUAAAAUACAUUGGUCCUUUCUUAACCACUUGCCUGGCAUGGUCGCAUCAGAUGCAACCAUGCCUGCAAAUGCUUUAUCUGACCAGGUAGCACAGGAUGCGACCAUUCAGAUAAACUGUUAGCGGCAGGGAAGGGAAACUUCCCUCCGCUGCUGCUGUCAGAGGGACCGGAAAUCCAAUGUCACCGAUGUUCCGAUGGUCAAGAUGUUCCCGAUCGAUGUUUGGAAAAACUUACUGUUUUUUUUGUUUGUUUGUUUUUUACAUUUUUCUAUUUAUUUUAACUAAAAUCAUUUUGGAUAGGGUUAAAUUCAUGUUCUUCACGUAAUUCACUCAUAAAAAAGCCUGACAAUUUCUGAGUGGGUUUUGGGGAAAAAAAUUAUCAGUUAAGUGGUAAAAAUAUAACAUUUACUAUGAGAAUGAGCCUAAUUGUGCCCAGCAAACAGAUGUUGUUCUUUUAAGU